AAGAAGCAGCAACAGGCGGGCGGAGCCUCCCCGCCGGGCCGAUCCCUGCCGAGGGGCGUGGAGCAGCUCUGGAGGGGCCUCGGCACGGCAGCGAUUGCCAGAAGGAGCAGCACCGAGAGCCGGGCGGAGAGGAAGAGGAAGAGAGGAGGAGGAAGCGGUUGCAACCAUGAACAGCGGCAGCAACAAAUGCGACGUGGUGGUGAUCGGGGGCGGCAUCUCAGGUCUAUCAGCAGCCAAGUUGCUUUUUGACUCAGGAUUAAAUGUUGUGGUUCUGGAAGCCCGUGACAGGGUCGGAGGCAGAACAUUCACUGUAAGAAAUAAACAUGUGAAAUAUGUAGACCUGGGAGGAGCAUAUGUGGGACCAACACAAAAUCGUAUUUUGAGGCUAUCUAAGGAAUUGGGACUUGAGACGUACAAAGUGAAUGAAGUUGAGCAUCUCAUUCAUCAUGUCAAAGGCAAAUCUUAUCCUUUCAAAGGCCCUUUUCCUCCAAUGUGGAAUCCCAUUGCGUAUUUGGAUUACAACAACCUGUGGAGGACAAUGGAUGAAAUGGGGAAGGAGAUCCCCAAUGAAGCUCCUUGGGAGGCACCACAUGCUGAGGAAUGGGACAAGAUGACUAUGCAAGAAUUACUAGACAAAAUCUGCUGGACAAAUGCUGCCAAGCGGUUUGCCACGUUGUUUGUAAACGUCGAUGUUACCUCUGAGCCUCAUGAGGUCUCUGCUCUCUGGUUCCUGUGGUACGUUAAGCAGUGUGGCGGGACAGCCAGGAUAUUUUCAACAACAAAUGGAGGACAGGAGAGAAAAUUUGUUGGUGGUUCUAGCCAAAUCAGCGAGAAGAUUAUGGAUUACUUGGGAGAUUUGGUAAAACUCGAGAAACCAGUAAGCUGCAUUGAUCAGACUGGUGGAAAUGUAAAAGUGAAAACUCUGGAUCACGAAACCUUCGAGGCUCAGUAUGCGAUUUGUGCCAUACCUCCAGCACUUACUUUGAAGAUUCAUUUUAACCCACCUUUGCCUUCCAUGAGAAAUCAAUUGAUCAAUCGGAUUCCCAUGGGAUCAGUCAUCAAAUGUAUAGUAUACUACAAGGAAGCAUUCUGGAGGAAAAAAGACUACUGUGGUACUAUGAUUAUCGAAGAUGACGAUGCAGCUAUUGGUUUGACAUUAGAUGACACCAAACCUGAUGGAAGCUUCCCAGCCAUAAUUGGUUUCAUCCUUGCUCGGAAGUGUAGAAGAUUGUGUCACCUCACUAAGGAAGAAAGGAAAAUCCAGAUUUGUGAACUCUAUGCAAAAGUGCUGGUAUCACAGGAAGCCUUACAUCCGGUGCAUUAUGAAGAGAAGGACUGGUGUGAAGAACAGUAUUCUGGAGGAUGCUAUACAGCCUAUUUCCCACCAGGGAUCAUGACUCAGUUUGGAAGAAUCCUUCGUGAGCCAGAUGGGCGAAUCUUUUUUGCUGGCACUGAGACAGCUACUGAAUGGAGUGGCUACAUGGAAGGAGCUGUGCAGGCUGGAGAAAGAGCUGCCAGAGAGAUAUUGUGCUCUAUGGGAAAAAUUUCAGCAGAAAACAUCUGGAAGAAAGAAUCAGAAUCACUUGAUGUCCCGGCACUGCCAAUCACUACUACCUUUUGGGAAAGGAACUUACCUUCUGUACCUGCACUACUGAAACUGAUGGGAUUCUCUGUAUUCUUUACAGCUGCAUCUGCAGCUGGUCUCUUUGCAUAUAAAAAGGGUUUGCUGGUGCGAAAUUGAAUGUGAAGCUGUGCAUCUACAAGUUUGUGUGCAAACACAUAGUCAUUUUACUCUCACUGAGCAGCAGUUACCGUUAUUCUGAAUUAUCCCAUGUAUUUAUAUUAUGAAAUUUGGUCUUGUGAAACAGUCCAGUCUGUGUUUUGAGACUACAUAUACAUGGUAGUGGGAGACCUGUCCUUAUACUUCUUUUUUAUGCACACACAUGCAUAUAUAGUUGAUAUUUAGAGAGAUCUCCUGGCAACAGUAGGGCAAAACCCAUAGGACAGAGAGAGAAAAUUGUGUGACAAUGUGUUGUCUUCAGAUGUUAGGGAAUUAGAUAAAAUAAGCACCCGGAUGUUUGUUAAUAAAGUCCAGCAACACAAUUCCACCUGGAAUUGGGGGGGGGGGGGGGUCCAAAAACUUUGGCAUUGUGUUUUGGCUUCUUUUUUGAUCCUGUGGUGUUUUGCAAAAAUGAUAACUACAAAGCUGGAACAGAGGUUUUUUUAAUAGGAUUUCCUAUCACUAUAGCCAGUGAAAAUAUUGGACCUGCAGAUUGAAUAUUUAUUUAUGCAUAUCAGAUUAGUAGAGUUACUCUGGUCAGAUUCAAAACAGGGCAGAUUUCUGGCUCCUUUAAUCGUUGCACAUAGGAGGGCAUUUCAAUUGGCAUUUCAACUUGAAUAAUGAACUAUAUUUUGUCAAAAUGUCCUCUUUUACACAGUUCAUAAAAUCAUAGUAGCCCCAUUCUCUUCUGCAAACCAACCACAAAUGUGGACGUGCAUUCAAAAGACAGAAAGCCAUGUUCACUUAUAGUUUUAUUUCCAUAUUCCUUAAUCUUUAAUAAUAAAAACAGCUAGGAGUAUAAUAAAGGACAUGAAGGAUUCAUAUAUCCAUGGCAGGAGGGUUAGGAUCUGUUCAUGACAAAGGAGGAGUAACAAUGAGUAGCCCAAGAUCAUCCAGUGAGUAUCAUGGCUCAGUGAGGACAUGAACCUGGGCUUUCCAGACUCCAGUUCAACACUCCUGAGCAUUACCCUACAUUAGUUCUGGGGAGUUAUAUCUAUUAUGCUAAACCACAGGUCUUUACCAACAUUUUAUUAGUAUUUUUUACUUUUAUGUAUUUGUCACAUUCUCCCUCCUUCAGUUUUUAAAAAUUAUCUUUCUUCCUUUCUUCCUCUUGACUAUACACAUCUUAAUCAGAGUGCCCAAAAGUCAUUAUUGCAAGCUAUAUUACCAGAGUCCUAUUGGGGCCGGAGUCUUCACAAGUGGAUUUAUGUUUCUAGCAACCAGAAUUGCACAGUUUUACAAAUUACUACCUAACAGAACCAGCUAAGUGUCUAAUGUGCUUAGGUACUCAAUCAUCAUUCAGUACAAAAUGCUCACUGAUGUGCAUUGCUCAUGCACAAUGGUUCCAAUGCACAUUGUGGUCAUGUUACACAUCUUCAUAAUUUGGUCAAGAGGUUUCUCAGCACUUCUGCUGUAUGGUUAGGAAUACAUCAAGUUAUGUAAUGUAACAGGCCCAUCAAAGUUUGGUUUGCCAUGGUACCAUUAGACUUACACUGAGCUGCCAUGGAAAAGAUUUUGUACAAGGAUUUACCAAGAUGCCUUUUUGCACAAUGCCUGAAAAAUUACAUAGCGAAAACUAACAGGCACACUAGAAUAAGACACAAAGAUGACCCCAAUCUCUGUCUCUUAAGGGUAAGCAGCUGAUAGAAUAAGAGUUGCUGAGAUCCAACAUUUUACAGAGGUAGGGAACAAACUACAUUUUUGUAGGUCUUCUGUAAUUUGUUCUAUGUUAAUAGCACAUCUGUUUCAUAAGAUGGGACAAGAAAUUAUCUGAAAGAGUUUGUUUCUAGUGGAUGAUCUUUAUGAAUAGGGAAACAAUCCUAGGGAUAUCUGGAAGGCAUAGAAAAAAAUAAAACUGAAGUUCAAAAUAUAGUGAA
Molecule: messenger RNA, 3657 nt
Organism: Anolis sagrei ordinatus
Lineage: Eukaryota; Metazoa; Chordata; Lepidosauria; Squamata; Anolidae
Gene: MAOB
Product: monoamine oxidase B
Cellular component (GO): mitochondrion
Molecular function (GO): primary methylamine oxidase activity; flavin adenine dinucleotide binding
Source: RefSeq, a predicted model, not a curated record